AUGGCAUGCCCUUUCAUUAAUGAUCCAGUGGAUGAAGGAGCAGCAUUACUGUGCAGAGAAUUAGGCCUAAAUAUUCAUCGGGAGAUUGUUUUCAGACCGCGGAUAGAUGUUCUCGCAUUUCCGGACAGUUAUCUUUUUGAGCGGUACCGUUUCACAUCACAGUCCAUAUUAUACAUACACAACCUAAUCCGUCCUUACAUUUGCAACAUUACCAACCGCAGUCACGCUUUCACAUCCCAUCAGAUAUUGUGUGUUGCGCUGCGGUUCUUUGCAAAUGGCAGUUUCUUGUAUGAUGUCGGAGAUGCAGAGCAUUUAAGCAAGGCAACUGUAUGCAGGGCGGUCAGAAAAGUGUGCCUGGCCCUGAAACGACUUUUACACAUCUUUGUCGUUUUCCCUGGACAUAAACCUGUCAGAGCCAUCAAGGAGGAGUUCCACAGGAUUGCAGGAUUUCCCAGUGUGUUUGGCUGCAUAGAUGGCACACACAUUCCCAUCACAGCUCCCUCACAUAAUGAAGCCAAUUAUGUGAAUAGGAAGUCCAUUCACAGCAUAAAUGUGCAGAUCGUAUGUGAUGCUGCACACAUCAUUUCCAAUGUGGAGGCCAAGUGGCCUGGAUCUGUUCAUGACUCAAGGAUUUAUCGUGAGUCUAACCUGAGCAACAGACUGCAACACGGAGAGUUUGAUGGCCUUCUGCUGGGUGACAGGGGUUACCCAUGCCAACCUCGGCUGAUGACCCCAUACCCUGACCCCCGGGCUCACUGCAGGACAGUUCUCCGGGUGGAGAUGACCAUAGGCCUGCUGAAAGCCCGUUUCCAGUGCCUACGUCACCUCAGGGUGACCCCUGAGAGGGCCUGUGAUAUUAUUGUGGCAUGUGUUGUUCUUCAUAAUAUUGCCACUAUUAGAGGAGAGCAACACCCUGCCCUACAAAUUGAAGACCCAGAUGAUGACCCCAUCCACCUGCCAGCUAUCCAGGACGGCAGAGCAGUCAGAGAUCGGCCCUCCUAA
Molecule: messenger RNA, 1002 nt
Organism: Plectropomus leopardus (leopard coralgrouper)
Lineage: Eukaryota; Metazoa; Chordata; Actinopteri; Perciformes; Serranidae
Source: RefSeq, a predicted model, not a curated record